Choloepus didactylus (southern two-toed sloth) is the source of this 3604-nucleotide messenger RNA. It is a transcript of the gene AGBL5, whose product is annotated as ATP/GTP binding protein like 5. The transcript is spliced from 16 exons. The coding region runs from base 399 to 3257 and encodes 952 amino acids. Gene Ontology annotation, biological process: protein deglutamylation; proteolysis. Lineage: Eukaryota; Metazoa; Chordata; Mammalia; Pilosa; Megalonychidae. The record is from RefSeq and is a predicted model, not a curated record. Gene Ontology annotation, molecular function: zinc ion binding; metallocarboxypeptidase activity.
GCGUGGAGCGCGGGCCCCGCCAGCCCCGGCCCCGCCCCCCUGCCGCAGCCCCCUUCGCCCUGCGCCCCUCUCGGGUCACACCCCGCUCCACGGCUGGCCCGGCUGGCAGACCCCGGCGCCCCCUGUCCCACCCCCCGCCUGUGGCCUCACCUCUGACCCCUAGCCCCUGCCUUCUUGUCCUCACUCAAGUGUGGGUACGUCCCUACCCUGCCCAGGGCAAGCUCUAUCGUUGUUGGGGUCCUCCAGAGUUGCGGGUCGAGAAGCCACGCCCCCACCCCCCAGUGGGACCCUGCCAGCCCACUUUUUGUCGGGGUGCUUGGAAAACACCCGAUGCUCACCCACAACUACCAGGCUCUCAGGGCCACAGUGGGGCAGGAGGAUGCUUUCCCCGCCCCACCAUGGAGCUACGCUGUGGGGGAUUGCUGUUCAGUUCUCGCUUUGAUUCAGGGAACCUAGCCCACGUGGAGAAGGUGGAAUCUGUGUGUAGUGAUGGGGAAGGAGUAGGGGGUGGGGCAGCAGCCCCCACCAGCAGUAUUGCCUCUUUCCCUGACUACGAGUUCAAUGUGUGGACCCGACCGGACUGUGCUGAAACGGAAUUUGAGAAUGGGAACAGGUCAUGGUUCUACUUCAGUGUCCGGGGAGGAACUCCAGGGAAACUCAUCAAGAUCAACAUAAUGAACAUGAACAAGCAGAGCAAGCUGUAUUCCCAGGGCAUGGCCCCCUUUGUGCGCACACUGCCCACCCGGCCACGCUGGGAACGCAUUCGAGACCGGCCCACCUUUGAGAUGACAGAGACACAGUUUGUGUUAUCCUUUGUUCACCGUUUCGCAGAGGGCCGUGGGGCUACCACCUUCUUUGCCUUCUGCUACCCCUUCUCCUACAGUGACUGCCAGGAUUUGCUAAACCAGCUGGACCAGCGCUUUCUGGAGAAUCACCCUACCUGUAGCAGCCCCCUGGAUACCAUCUAUUACCACCGGGAGCUCCUCUGCUAUUCUCUGGAUGGACUUCGUGUCGAUCUGCUAACAGUUAGCUCCUGCCAUGGGCUUCGAGAAGAUCGAGAGCCCCGUCUAGAGCAGCUGUUUCCUGACACCAGCACCCCCCGACCAUUCCAUUUCAUAGGCAAGAGGAUAUUCUUCUUAAGCAGUAGGGUACACCCUGGGGAGACUCCAUCUAGCUUUGUCUUCAAUGGCUUUCUGGAUUUCAUCCUUCGACCCGAUGACCCCCGGGCCCAAACCUUACGUCGCCUCUUUGUCUUUAAGCUGAUUCCCAUGUUGAACCCCGAUGGUGUGGUCCGGGGCCACUACCGCACAGACUCACGUGGAGUGAAUCUGAACCGCCAAUACCUGAAGCCUGAUGCAGUCCUGCACCCGGCCAUCUAUGGGGCCAAAGCUGUGCUGCUCUACCACCACGUGCACUCCCGUCUGAACUCUCAGAGUCCCUCUGAGCACCAGUCCAGUCCCCAUCUUCCUCCUGGUGCUCCCCUUUCUGACCUUGAGAAAGCCAACAAUCUCCAGAAUGAAGAUCACCUUGGGCACUCAUCUGAUGGGGAUAACACAGAGGCCUGGACACAGACCGAACCAGCAGAAAAGAAGUCCAAUGGUGUUUGGAUUGUGCCACAACAAUCUACUGAGAUCGAGGUGCCAGCCCCUGAGACCAUCCCCCCCAAGGAGAGUGGUGUUGCUUACUAUGUGGACCUGCAUGGACAUGCUUCCAAAAGGGGCUGCUUCAUGUAUGGAAACAGCUUUAGUGAUGAGAGUACCCAGGUGGAAAACAUGCUGUAUCCAAAGCUCAUUUCUUUGAAUUCAGCCCACUUCGACUUCCAGGGCUGCAAUUUCUCAGAGAAGAACAUGUAUGCCCGAGACCGUAGAGAUGGCCAGUCUAAGGAGGGAAGCGGCCGUGUUGCAAUCUACAAAGCCUCAGGGAUAAUCCACAGCUACACACUCGAAUGCAACUACAACACUGGACGCUCAGUAAACAGCAUCCCUGCUGCCUGCCACGACAAUGGGCGUGCCAGCCCCCCUCCCCCGCCAGCCUUCCCCUCCAGAUACACUGUGGAACUGUUUGAGCAGGUGGGACGAGCUAUGGCCAUUGCAGCUCUGGACAUGGCAGAAUGUAAUCCGUGGCCCCGAAUUGUGCUGUCAGAGCACAACAGCCUCACUAACCUCCGGGCCUGGAUGCUAAAACACGUGCGCAAUAGCCGAGGCCUGAGCAGCUCUGUGAACGUGGGUGCCAACAAGAAGAAGGGCUCUCGAACGCCACCCAAAAGUAACAAUGGAUUGCCUGUUUCCUGCUCUGAAAACACCUUGAGCCGGGCACGAAGUUUUAGCACUGGCACAAGUGCUGGUGGUAGCAGCAGCAGCCAACAAAACUCGCCACAGAUGAAGAACUCCCCCAGCUUUCCUUUUCAUGGCAGUCGGCCUACAGGGCUGCCAAGCCUAGGCUCUAGUACCCAAAAGGUCAGCCACCAGGUGCUGGGCCCUGUCAGAGAGCCCAGAAGCCAGGACAGGAGACGGCGGCAGCAGCCACUGACCUAUCGCCCUACUGCAAGCAGCCUGGUCCCUUCCCCAACUCCCGCUAGUACUGGCCCAGCCUCCCCAUGCAACCUGGGCUCCUGCCUCCUGCCCAACUCGCUCAGCAUAUCAGGAAAUAGCUGCUCACUCCUGUCCUCAGGGGACAAGCCAGAGACUGUCAUGGUGAUUGGGAAAAGUCUGCUAGGGACGGAACCUCGGACCCCCUGCAUCAGGACCCGAUUGCAGACCUGCCUGAGGAGAGUUUCCGCCAGGAGGGGUCCCGGAUUCCCCAGCUACAGACAGUGCCCAGGAACUCAAGGUUCCAGUAGCUGUGUUGACCCCUACACAACACUUAUGCAUGGAAACUCUAGAAGCAAACCUAGAAGCAAAAGAGCUCAUGGAAGAAUCCAGCCCUUUAGCCUACCCCUGUCCACACAGGCUAGGCCCAGGUUGGGCCAGGGCUCACCGCCGACUCGCAGAGGGAUGAGAGGCUCUUCGGGCCCCACAUCCCCUAUUCCCCGGACCAGGGAGAGCAGCAGUGAGCUGGAGCCAGGACCCCGCUCUGCUGCACCAGGGUUGCCUCAGGCCGGGCCCCCGCGGCCCCGCUCUGCCCCUGCAUUUUCUCCUAUUUCCUGUAGUCUGUCCGACUCCCAGUCCUGGAUUUGUUACAGUGGGGGGCCCUUGGGCCAACCUGAGGUUUGUUUUGUCCCUAAAUCCCCCCAACUCACUAUUUCUCCCCGGGUCUGAUUUGACCUUCACACCCAGGAUAUAGUCCCGAGAUGGGGAGACACAGAGAGAAAUAUGCUAGUCCCCUCUUUUGCUGCUGAUUCCACGUGACAACCAUGACUCUUUGGAAUGCCAGCCACACUGUCUGAGGCACCACAGAGCAUCAACUUGAGACAGACCAAAGUGGGCGCCUGCUACCCCUUUCCACCCUCCUCAGCACAAGAUUUUGGGACCACAAAAAUAUAUAUCUAUAUUUUUAUAUUGGGGGGAGAAGACAAGAAAGCAGCCCUUAUAAAGGCCCCUAUUCAGUGGCAGCUUCUUGAUCCAUAGGGUUAAGGAAGGCUUUGAGGAAAUAAAAGUUGUUUGGA